Paramecium tetraurelia is the source of this 975-nucleotide messenger RNA. RefSeq lists its product as uncharacterized. Gene Ontology annotation, cellular component: ribonucleoprotein complex; cytosol. NCBI's taxonomy places the organism in Eukaryota, Ciliophora, Oligohymenophorea, Peniculida, Parameciidae. The transcript is spliced from 2 exons. Gene Ontology annotation, biological process: translational elongation. The record is from RefSeq and is a predicted model, not a curated record. Gene Ontology annotation, molecular function: GTPase activity; translation elongation factor activity; GTP binding.
AUGGUAAAUUUUUCAGUUGAUCAAAUCAGAGAGAUCAUGGACAAAUAAGACAACAUCAGAAACAUGUCUGUCAUUGCACACGUUGAUCAUGGUAAAUCAACCCUCACAGACUCAUUGUUAUGCAAAGCUGGUAUUAUCGCCUCCAAAGUUGCUGGUGAUGCUAGAGCAACAGAUACCAGAGAAGACGAAAAGGAAAGAGGUAUUACAAUCAAGUCAACUGGUGUUUCUCUUUAUUAUGAAUAUGACAUUUAUGACAAUAAGACCUUAGAAAAGUUUUUGAUCAACUUGAUCGAUUCCCCAGGACACGUUGAUUUCAGUUCUGAAGUCACAGCUGCCUUAAGAGUUACAGACGGUGCUUUAGUCGUCGUUGAUUGUGUUGAAGGUGUGUGUGUCUAAACCGAAACAGUGUUGAGACAAGCUAUGUAAGAGAAGAUCAAGCCAGUCGUCAUGGUUAACAAAAUCGAUAGAGCUAUCUUGGAAUUGAAGCAUGAUGGUGAAACAAUGUAUUAAAACUUCGUCAGAGUCGUUGAUAUGGUCAAUGUCAUCAUCAACACCUAUUAAUAAGAAGACAUGGGUGAUCUCCUUGUUCAUCCAGAACUCGGAUCAGUCUCAUUUGGUUCAGGAAAGGAAUGCUGGGCCUUCUCAUGCACCAGAUUUGCCAGAAUCUAUGCCAAACAAAUUCAAGAAAGAUUGUGGGGAGACAAUUACUUUGAUGCUGAAGGAAAAUGCUGGAGAAAAGACAACAUCAGUGGAUCAGGAAAAGCUAUGAAGAGAGCCUUCGUCGCUUUCAUCAUGGACCCAAUCUGCAAAUUGGCUAAUGCUGUUAUGGAAGGAAAUAUGGAUGUAGCUAAUAAAAUGUUUGAAACUUUGGGAUUGAAACUCACAUAAGAAGAAGCUAAAUUAGAAGGAAAGCAUUUACUCAAGUGCUGUCUAUGUCUAAAUGGAUUAAUGCUGCUGAUACAUUACUUGAAAUGA